Messenger RNA from Macroventuria anomochaeta, 656 nucleotides. RefSeq lists its product as uncharacterized. The record is from RefSeq and is a predicted model, not a curated record. NCBI's taxonomy places the organism in Eukaryota, Fungi, Ascomycota, Dothideomycetes, Pleosporales, Didymellaceae. The coding region runs from base 23 to 568 and encodes 181 amino acids. The transcript has a single exon.
CGCAAUCUCUUAGACUUCGCCCAUGUCUUCCAACGAACAGAACCCGGAAAUCAUUUCAUCUAUGCCAGCAAGCUCUUCAGCAAGGGACCCAAAAAGUUCGGCCGACAGUGGUAGCCGGGAGACUAUCAAAUCUUUCGAGGGAUUUCUUUCGUUUGUUCUCAGCCUCUCCAUCUUCGGCGCCUCAACCUUCGCCAUCAUCGUGUCUGAGAUCGCAAACCCCAAUGAAAUCAGUCCAACUGCGCGCUUCGCCCGCGAGACUGUUCGGAGCUUUCUUGGCAUCGCAUGGUUGCUCUUUAUUGUUGCGCUGGGCAUUGUGGCAGUAUCGAUGAGCUUACUCGCCUACAAGCGCGAACAUCCUACGGCUGGGUUCGAGGGGGUUCGGGAGCAAAGGUGGGAGCGUCUAGGACUUGUCGCCUCGUCUUUGAUUCAGGUCUCAGUCAUUACGGCCUUCUUGUUCCUUUCGCUUGUUUUGGUGGCAUACACUGAAGCUGUCGGAUGGGUUGCUGUUGCAUUGUCCUCAACAGCAGCCGCUUUUGCUAUUGUUUCGCUUGCUGCUCAAUGGCUGUAAGUGCCAAAAACCUUUCUCAGGUGGUGGAGCUGAUUUUGUGAUACAAGUCAAGAACUCAAGGAUAAAGCCCGCGCUUAAACGCUGUCAC